AUGAACGAUAACUACCGUAGAAGACUCUCAUACGCCACUGUUGCGUCUGGCGCCUCACCUCAGCCAGUCCCCCGAUCUGGUCACCUGGGACAUCUGGCAUCGACCACAUCCGAUAACUCCUCCUACCCUCCGCAGUACCAGUCAGAGUCCCGAAGUGCACGGCGGCAGUCCAAUUAUGAGCAAGACAUGUCCUCCCCUGGCGUGAGCUACCACAAGAGACCAUCAUACCCAGCAUACUCUCGUCGGUUUAACAAUCCGCCCGGCAUGAGCGCUCCUAUACCGGGCUACGGGCCCAUGCUAGAGCCGGACUACCUACGCGAAUCAAGAUAUGUAGCGAAGUUAAAGGCUGAACAGACUGCAAGAGUCAGGAGGGAGAGACAGUCAGCUACAGGAGCUACCUCGAAUCCCGCCUCACUGUCAUCGAGCGCGGCAAACAACAAUCUCCCACGGAUAGCACCAUCACACCGAGGUAUGACCUACGAUGUGAUAGAAAGCAAUCCGCCCAAAGACGAAGACGAUUUGAUGCCUCUGCCCUCGAGAUGGAGUGAUCAAGACAAGUACCCUGGCCUCGACAUCAGCAACAAUGGACUUGAUGUCAGAUAUAGCGGUGCUGCGAGCAAGGCCGACAUAGAGGCUGCCUCCGUCCGAGCAGACUUCCCGAUGACCCCAGCUUGCGGCAUGUACUAUUUCGAAGUCACCAUAAACAGCAAGAGCAAGGACAGUGCCAUUGCCAUUGGUUUCUCGACCGCAGAAGCCUCCCUCGAACGUUUGCCAGGAUGGGAAACGCACUCAUGGGGCUAUCACGGCGAUGACGGUAAAGUCUUCUCGGGUGAGCACUCCGGGAGGUCCUACGGCCCGAUGUUCUCAGCAAACGAUGUUGUUGGUUGUGGUUUCGACUUUAAGCUCGGUCAAGCAUUCUUCACAAUCAAUGGCAGAGACCUGGAUGUUUGCUUUAGAGACUUGAGGAAUCUCCGUCCGUUUCCGACAAUCGGCAUGAAGAAAUACAGCGGUGCUUCUGUGAGCGUCAACUUCGGGCAGCGGCCCUUUGUGUUUGAUAUACGGGAAAAGAUGGCGGUCGCGAAGGACACCGUGACCGAGGAGAUCAGCAAGGUGAAGACAGCAUCACUGAGUCCGGGGCACAACGAGACGAGUUUGAUUCAGGCGCUCGUUGCGCAGUAUCUGGCUCAUGACGGCUAUGUUGAUACAGCACGAUUCUUCAAUGAGGAGCUUGCGCGCGAGAGGAAUGCGCUGAGUGGAGCACCAUCAAUACCAAGUGCUGUGGCUGGGCCAGCGGAGGACGAUGAAGCUGUGUACAGGCAGAAAAUCAGAAAAGCAGUCCUCGAAGGCAACAUCGACCAAGCCCUAACACUCACCGAAGAGAAAUUCCCCAAACUACUCACCGACAAUCCACAGAUUCUCUUCCGCCUUAAGUGCCGUAAAUGGAUCGAGCUGUUUAGCAAAGCCGCCGACCUCAAGGCACAGACCGAGUUCAAGCAGAAACAAAAAGCCCCCAGCAACGGUCACGGCAACGGAGAGUCGGCCGUAGAAGACGACUUUGCUCAAGACAUGGAUCUGGACGAACAGACCAACGGCAACUCUGCGCCCCAGUCGACUCUAGAAAGUAGCAGCAGCAGCAGCCAGUACGACGAACUCCUCGCCGAUGCUAUGCUCUUCGGCCAAGAGCUGCAGCGCGAUUACCGUGGCGAGCCGGACGAUGAACACAACAAGACUUUGCAGGACAUCUUUAGUCUGGUGGCGUACGAGAAUCCGCGGGAUAGCGUGCAUGGCAGUCUCCUGGAUCGCAAGGGCAGGGUUGCUGUGGGUGAGGAGUUGAAUUCGGCUAUUUUGGUAUUCCUAGGCCUCUCCCCAUCCGCCGCCCUCGAGCGCGUUUACAAACAGACCGAGGUCCUGAUCGACACUUUGAGUCAGGACGGCGGCUCAGCAGCCUUUGUCAACCUCCAGCGCGAUCUCCACCGGGAUGAAUUUGGAAGAGGCUCGGAAUAG
Messenger RNA from Cyphellophora attinorum, 2004 nucleotides. Its product is annotated as Ran-binding protein 9. Gene Ontology annotation, biological process: cytoskeleton organization; cell surface receptor signaling pathway. Lineage: Eukaryota; Fungi; Ascomycota; Eurotiomycetes; Chaetothyriales; Cyphellophoraceae. Bases 1 to 2004 code for a protein of 667 amino acids. The transcript has 3 exons. Gene Ontology annotation, molecular function: protein binding. Gene Ontology annotation, cellular component: cytoplasm. The record is from RefSeq and is a predicted model, not a curated record.